GCGCUCGAAUCUGGGUAACUGCAAUACUGUCUACGUGGACCAACUGAUAAGUUGUUUGUUUUCAAAAUUGUAAUUGGCAAUUUAAAGUUGUAUUGUGUGUCCACACUCUUUUGCUGCCUGCGUCGCCGUCGGUGUCGACGUUAAUCUUAACGCGCUGUUUAUCGCGACUCACAAAUUGCCACUACCUUAGAGAUUAUGCACAAAUAUCAAAGCGCCCCAAAUAAAAACCAAGUUCAGAGGGCCGACGAGAUGAGAUUCUUAAACAGCAAUAAAGUCGUUUGGAAUUUGACCAAACUCUCCGUACAGAAGCAAAGUCCCAAUGCGCUUAUUAAGCUUCUACCCGCCAGCUAUAGCACUGGCAAAGCCGGCGACGGUGACAGUAAGGCGCCGCAGGUGCCUAAGCAGCCCAAGCAGGAGCUGCUAAAAUAUCAUGUACUGCCGCUGCAGGAAACUUUGGAUCGCUUUUUGCUGACAGUGCAGCCACUGCUAACACCCAAGGAGUUCAAGGAGCAACAAAAAAUUACCGAAAACUUUAAAGAUAACGAUGGAAGCAAGUUGCAGGCGCUUCUUGAGGCAGUGGGAGACACUGAGAAGAAUUGGCUAGCUCAUCGCUGGCUAACAAAUGCCUAUCUAAAAUAUCGUGAUCCUGUCACAGUCUAUGUCAGUCCCGGCAUGACGUUCCCUCCCCAAAACUUUAAAGAUACCAAUGAUUAUAUCAACUAUACGGCUACGGUAAUUUAUGGUCUGGGUGAGUUUAAAAAAUUCGUUGAUGAUGGGAAAAUACCGAUUGUUAAAAUGGGCAAAAACGAGCUGGAUAAUAGUCAAUUUGGCAAAGUGUUUGGCACUUGUCGUAUACCCAAGCGCAUACAGGACGAGAUUGUUUAUAAUCCCUGCUCCGCCUACGCGGUUAUUAUCUAUAAGAACAAUUUCUUCAAGCUCUGCAUGUAUGAUGAGGACGGUGAAGUACUGUCAUCUAAAGUUUUUGCCGAUCAAAUACGUGGUAUUAUGGAAGAGGAAAAGUGCGUGGGAAUACCCUACGGCAUACUCACCACAGACAAUCGCGAUAACUGGGCCGAGGCGUAUGAGCAGCUGAACAAAUCACCUGUAAAUGCCAAGGCCAUGAAAACCAUACAAGGUGCACUCUUUACUGUGUCGCUGGAUGAAUGUGUGGCGGUGGAGCCCAAGCAGCAAACAACUGAAUUAAUACUCUCGCUAAUACAUGGCGGUGGCAGCACGGUUAAUGCCGGCAAUCGUUGGAUGGACAAGACCAUACAGCUGGUAGUGAAUCCCAAUGGCAAUGUAGGUUUCACCUAUGAACAUUCGCCCGCGGAGGGACAGCCCAUAGCCAUGAUGAUGGACUAUGUGGUAAAGAAAAUGCUUGACGAUCCAGACUAUGGCAAAUGCGGCUCUGACAACUGUGUCUGCGAUCCGGAAAAACUCAAAUUCGCUGAGCUAAAUCCCUGCGUGGAGCAAUGGAUGUUCUAUGCCAAGCGGAAUGUCGACGCUCUGGUGAAGAAUCUACAGAUGUAUGUGCUUAAAUUCAAAUGCUAUGGCAAAGGUUUUAUCAAACAGCAAAAACUGGGUCCGGAUAGCUUCGUGCAAAUAGCGCUACAACUGGCUUUCUAUAGAAUGCAUAAGGUGCCAGCGGCACAGUAUGAGUCCGCGCAUUUGCGCAUUUUCGAGAAUGGGCGUACAGAGACCAUACGCUCCUGCUCCAAUGAGUCUGUGAAGUUUAGCAUUGGUAUGGACAAUGAGAAAUUGGAUAAUGCAACACGUAUCAAAUUAUUGCGUGAGGCCGUGAACAGUCAUCAGCAGUAUACACGUCUGGCACUGCAGGGACGUGGCGUAGAUCGGCAUUUGCUAGGAUUAAAAUUAAUGGCGCAGGAAAACAAUUUGCCCAUACCGGAAUUCUACUCAUCGCCGGGCUACACCAAAUCCUUGCACUUCCGGAUGUCCACAUCGCAGGUGGCCACGCUUUACGAUGCUUUCAUGGGCUAUGGUCCCGCUACGGAAGAUGGUUACGCUUGCUGCUAUAAUCCACGUGAGGAUGAUAUAAUCUUAGCCAUUUCGAGCUGGCGUAAGAAUAUGGAAACCGAUCCACUUAAGUUUGCCGCUGCCCUGGAAAAAGCAUUCUCGGAUAUGAGGGAUCUGCUACAGACGUGCCCACCGCCUGAGAAGGAAAAGCCGAAAUCAAAGUUGUAGUUUAAAUGAAGUUUUCAAAUUGCAAGUUACACUCCGAAUGCGUUUCAAAUCUGUACAUUUAUAAAUAAAAAUUGAAGCAGUGCCUUAAAUCAAUUGAACUUUUA
Drosophila busckii is the source of this 2306-nucleotide messenger RNA. Its product is annotated as carnitine O-acetyltransferase-like. The transcript has 6 exons. The record is from RefSeq and is a predicted model, not a curated record. Gene Ontology annotation, cellular component: peroxisome. Gene Ontology annotation, molecular function: carnitine O-acetyltransferase activity. The coding region runs from base 196 to 2202 and encodes 668 amino acids. Lineage: Eukaryota; Metazoa; Arthropoda; Insecta; Diptera; Drosophilidae. Gene Ontology annotation, biological process: carnitine metabolic process, CoA-linked.